CAAAAAGAAAGAAAAAAUCCCAUCUGCAAACUCAGUCAAUGGCUGUUUCCAAACUAGAACUCAGAGCUCUCGGAAACACGGGCCUGAAGCUCAGCGCCGUCGGCUUCGGCGCUUCCCCGCUCGGCAGCGUUUUCGGUCCCGUUUCCGAAAGCGAUGCCGUCGCCUCCGUCCGCGAAGCCUUCCGCCUCGGAAUCAACUUCUUCGACACCUCCCCGUACUAUGGCGCGACAUUGUCAGAGAAGAUGCUCGGCAAGGGACUCAAAGCUCUUGGAGUUCCUAGAAAUGAAUAUAUUGUUUCCACGAAAUGUGGGAGAUAUCGUGAGGGUUUCGAUUUCAGUGCGGAGAGAGUAACGAAAAGCAUCGAUGAAAGCUUGGAGAGGUUGCAGCUUGAUUAUGUUGAUAUAUGUCAAUGCCAUGACAUCGAAUUCGGCUCUCUCGACCAGAUUGUGAACGAGACAAUUCCGGCUCUUCAAAAGCUGAAGGAAGCAGGGAAAAUUCGUUUCAUCGGUAUCACGGGAUUGCCAUUGGACAUUUUUACUUAUGUGCUCGAUAGGGUUCCACCAGGCACAGUCGAUGUGAUAUUGUCUUACUGCCAUUAUAGCAUCAAUGAUUCAACACUGGAGGAUUUAUUGCCUUAUUUGAAGACCAAAGGCGUUGGGGUAAUCAGUGCAUCUCCACUUGCCAUGGGACUUCUUACGGAGUUUGGUCCACCGGAGUGGCAUCCAGCAUCACCCGAACUCAAGUCUGCCUGCGAAGCUGCUGCUGUCUAUUGUAAGGAGAAAGGGAAGAAUAUUUCGAAGUUAGCUAUGCAAUACAGCUUGUCAAAUAAAGAUAUUUCAUCAGUGCUGGUUGGCAUGAAUUCUGUUAAACAGGUUGAAGAGAAUGUUGCUGCUGCAACAGAACUUGCACUGUUUGGGAAAGAUCACGAAACACUAGCCGAAGUCGAAGCAAUCCUGAAACCUGUGAAGAAUCAGACAUGGCCAACCGGAAUUCAACGAAGCUGACCAACAACAUCCAGCCUUGUUUCUACUAUUGUAAUGUAUAUAUUCCCCAACAUCCGUUAUUGAGUCAUCGUAACAGGGGCAACCUUUCUAUUGCAAGGAUACUAGUAUUUCGAUGACAAACUAUUUCCAUCCCUGUAGGAUGGAUGCUGCCAAGGUAAACUUUCUACUGUCUGCAUGAUGAGUAUGAUUGAAGCAAUAAGUGAGUCUAUCUCA
Molecule: messenger RNA, 1217 nt
Organism: Hibiscus syriacus
Lineage: Eukaryota; Viridiplantae; Streptophyta; Magnoliopsida; Malvales; Malvaceae
Product: L-galactose dehydrogenase
Exons: 5
Coding region: 39-1004 (321 amino acids)
Biological process (GO): L-ascorbic acid biosynthetic process
Cellular component (GO): cytosol
Molecular function (GO): L-galactose dehydrogenase activity
Source: RefSeq, a predicted model, not a curated record